This is a messenger RNA of Penicillium diatomitis, 1263 nucleotides long. RefSeq names its product transcription factor SPN1. Gene Ontology annotation, biological process: poly(A)+ mRNA export from nucleus. Gene Ontology annotation, cellular component: nucleus. The coding region runs from base 1 to 1263 and encodes 420 amino acids. The transcript is spliced from 4 exons. The record is from RefSeq and is a predicted model, not a curated record. Lineage: Eukaryota; Fungi; Ascomycota; Eurotiomycetes; Eurotiales; Aspergillaceae.
AUGUCCGCCUCACCUGAGCACCAGGCUGGCCCAGGUGCCGCUUCACCCGAACCAGAGGAAGUGCCCCCUCCUGCCCUUGACACCAACGAGGCACCUGAGGAUCAGGAUAACGAAGAUGAGGGUGGUGUCUCUGACGAUGAGUCGAUUCUUUCGGAGGUCGACGAGGCGCAGUUCGAAGACUUCAACCCUGAAACCGUGGACAUCGAGGAUCGUCCCCAGCUGGCUAUUGACGAAGAUAACCUGAAGCUUAUCGGCCGUCACAAGCGCAAGCGUAGCGAAGAAGGCGAGGGCCGUUCCUCGCGCCGCAAGGAAGGCCGUCGCGAGAAGAAGAAUCGCCGUGCGCAAGACGAUGCGGAGGAGGGGCCGUCUCGUCGCAGGACUGCGAGGAAGGCAUCUCCCUCUACAGAUGAAGAGACUUUGGAUCCUGAGACCCGUCGCCGCCGAGCUAUCGACCGUGCCAUGGACGAGGCCAUCAAGAAGCCUGGCAAGAAACGUUCCCGAAAGCAGGAUGGAAUUGAUCUCGAAGCCAUAGCAGAUGCUGAAAUCGAAGAGAUGCGCAAGCGCAUGACCACCGCUGCACAACUCGACGCCAUCAGUCGCCAAGAGGGCAAGCCAGCCAUGCACAAGCUCAAGCUCCUCCCCGAAGUGGUCAUUCUUCUCAGGCGAGAGAAGUACAUGAACAGCUUGGUUGACCCUGAGAUCAAUCUUCUCGAGGCCGUUCGCUUCUUCCUCGAACCCCUCGAUGACGGGUCCCUGCCCGCCUACAACAUUCAAUUCGAGCUGCUGACUUGCCUUGCUAAACUGCCAAUCCAGAAAGACGCUCUGAUUGCGAGCGGAAUUGGAAAGGUCAUGAUCUUCUACACGAAGAGCAAGCGCACCGAGCGAAAGAUUAAGAUUAUGGCAGAGAAGCUCCUUGCGGAUUGGACGCGGCCAAUUAUUCAAUGCAGUGACGACUACCACAAGCGCGUCUAUGAGACGGCUGAGUACGAUCCAACCAAGGUGGUCAAGCGUAGUCAGCUUCCUCCCGAGGUCCUUGCGAAGGAGGCUCGUGAGCGCGCGAAGCUUCCUCCCCGUCUUGCUAAUCGUGCGCGCAGAGAACGUGUCCACGUCAGUUACACUAUUGCGCCUCGAUCGGUCGCUGUGCAAGAGAGCAAGUUUGCGCGACCUUUGGGAAGCGGUGGCGAGGAUCGAUUCCGUAAAAUGCAAGCCCGCCACGAUGCGUCGCAAAAGGGAGCUCGCAGCAAAUUUGGUCGGAUUGACUAG